CAACUGACAGCAAAAUGUUUACACUGAGAACUGCUCCUCAUCACUAUCCGGAGUGUUAUUGGGAUCGACGACCAUCAACUUGCAGACAAGCCUUCAAUCCCGGGCACCUGUCUCGGCGCUCCUCCUACAAGGACAAUCGUCCUUUACCUGAAUUGACGGAUAUCCUACUGCCUCUCUUGUCAGCUUUGACAGGUCAUACAUCUCACAAUAAACGCAGACAACCCGAAAAUCCGAGGACCAAGAAAUGGGUACAGAAACUGAAUCUAAGAGGGUAUGAGGCUGAUGACGUCACGAUUACCACCAAGGAGGGACGAGCCCUAAUCAAAGCCCGUCGAGUGGACGGAGAUGAGAACUGUUCGGAUGUUUACGAGAGCAACAGGGUCAUUUCUAUACCUGAAGGUGUUGACAUCAGUUCCAUGAAAAGUCGCUUUACACACGAUGGCCUGCUUACUAUAGAAGCAAAUGUCAUGCCUGUGAACGAAAAUAAGGCGUUUCGGGAAGUGCCUGUAGAAAUUGGAGCGGAAAAACCAAAGUCCGAAGUAACUUUAGAAGGACAGGUUUCCACCACAGGGGAAAAGGAUGAUUUUGUCAAAUCUGAGAAGAUGGAAGAGGUCCGUGUAAUAGAUGGCUCCAUCGAUGAUAUCAAUGGAGAAACUGGACCAGAAGGAAUCGUCGAUAACCCCGAGAGCAUUGAUAGUUUUAUUGAUGGAGAGGACUUUGAGUUUGUUGAAUCAAAGCGGAAAGAUAGAGAGUGUGAUGAAGUCGUUGAUGAAUCUAACAUCCUGAUCCAACAUGAGCAGUCUCUAAUGAAAAACGAAGAAUAUUCAGAUUUGAGUUCUGAUCAGGGACAGGAGACACGUGAUGAUGAUUUAGAUGUAUGUGAAGAAAGCAGAAAAAUAGUAAGAGACGAGAAACAGAAAACGUUUACACUCUCCUUCAACAAAGACCAGUUCGGUGGCGAUGGCGUCCAAGUGCUACACAAGGGUAACUCCAUAAUGGUGAAAUCCCAGAAGAAGGAGUGUGAGGAUGGAGUAUCACGAUCUGAGUAUUAUUCUACACAGUACACAUUACCGGACAAUGUUGAUGUCAGCAAACUCUCGUGUUCAAAGAGAUCUGAUGGACAGCUUCUUGUCACAGCUCCAUAUAAGGAGAAUGAAUUGUGAUGUAGUAAUAGCAAAAGACACGUUAAUUAAUGUUAAGAACGAAUUUGUAUUAUUUACAGUGACAAUAAUGCACGUCAGUGUGUGUCAUUAAAAGCAAUUUUGAAUUUUGAAAUAAUUAUCA
Ylistrum balloti is the source of this 1284-nucleotide messenger RNA. RefSeq lists its product as uncharacterized. Gene Ontology annotation, molecular function: protein folding chaperone. The record is from RefSeq and is a predicted model, not a curated record. Lineage: Eukaryota; Metazoa; Mollusca; Bivalvia; Pectinida; Pectinidae. Gene Ontology annotation, biological process: response to heat; protein refolding. Bases 15 to 1163 code for a protein of 382 amino acids. The transcript has a single exon.